UUUGUCCUUCCUAAAAUGGCUUUUGCUUAAUUGUAUCAAUAACGAUAUUAGUAUGUUAAUGUUUCUUAGACCAACUUUUAGGUAUUUUUCUAUACGGAGAUUGAAUAGUACAUUAAGAGGGCCUGUUAUUGGAAUUAAUUUUGGUUUUACAAAUUCGUCUGUUGCAAUUUUAGAGGAAAGAAAAGCAAAGGUUCUCAAAAAUGAUGAAGGUUCUUUUACUACUCCCUCUGUUGUUUCUUUUACAAAAAAUGGUGGGGGUAAAUGUUUAGUUGGGGCUCCAGCACUUAGACAGGCUGUUUUGAAUAGUCAAAAUACUGUUUUUAAUAUUAAACGAUUAAUUGGAAGGAAAUUUGAUGAUAAAGAGGUGCAAGAUUUUAUGUAA
Messenger RNA from Meloidogyne enterolobii, 382 nucleotides. The record is from the annotation of a GenBank genome assembly. NCBI's taxonomy places the organism in Eukaryota, Metazoa, Nematoda, Chromadorea, Rhabditida, Meloidogynidae.